CUUAGCGGCUGAAACUGGCGGGCGUCCCUUUCCCACACCAAGAUGGCGGCCGCUCGAAGCGGCGAGGCGAUCUGAGGCUGGCCGCUCCCCCACCCCCUUCCGCCGCGGGGGAGGGAAGGCAAACUUCUGACGGGAGGGGGCAGGUCGCUCCGUUAUCUGCCCGCCGCCACUCGCUGCGUCGACAAAUCCCUCCUCCCCGUUCCGGAGGCUUCUGAAGCCCGCCUGGGGUGAGCGCGCGAAGGGCGAGGGGCCACAGGGCGGCCAACGGCCGGGGCCAGUUCAAACUGAGGAGGCGGGAAAGGGGUCGCGCGGGGUCCUUGCCCCCACCCCCUCGAGGGGCGGGUGCGCAUGCGCAGUGGGCGUGGCGCCUGGGCAGCCCGGGGGCGAGCGGGGUUUGCCGACAGAGGGCGUCGCUGCGCCGCUUGGACCAGGUGCAGUUCAGAAAUGGGCAGCAGCAGCCGCAGGUGAGGAAGCGGCCGGCGACGCGGGCUUGGCCGCUGCUCUUGCCAGCUCUGGGUUCAGAUGCUGCUCCGUGCAGCGGCCCGCAGGCUCCGCCCGCUGCUGUUUUCCGGCCACUGGGGCGAUAAUAAUCGAGGCAUUUCCCUUUGUCGGGAGCGAUGGAAACGAUCCUCCCUACUUUUUAAAACUAUUUGAUUUGAUUUCCUCAGACAAAAGGAGUGUUGUUGCUCCUGGAUCUCUGGCAUCCUUUUCUGGUGUCAAGCCGGAAUGUGCUCCGCUGCCGGGCUCCGAACUCGGUGGCCUUUGUGGAGCUUCGAUUGGAUGCCCAGAAUGAAUGAAUGGGAUGGUGGCAGGCUGGUCCUGAAUGGGGGAGAAAUGCAGGCAUUGACCCAGCCAGAAGGAAGCAGCGGGGCAUGAUUGGGCUCCAGGUCAAGAGUAAAGAGCUGGCCCAGGACUUGCAACAUGGGCUUGGGUGUCCGCCUAUUCUCUAAGGGUGUCGUGUCUGGAAAUAAGCAUCUGCUGGCCCUAAUAUUCAGACGCUUGCUAGUAGAAUUGUAGAGUUGGAAGGGACCAAGAGUCCAACAGCCCUGCAAUGCAGGAAUCUUUUGCCCAACUGGGGCUCGAACCCAUGACCCCGAGAUUAAGAGUCUCAUGCUCUGCCAACUGAGCUAAUCCAGACGUAUGAACAAAUAGAGCUGUUAGUAGGAGAAUAACGCUGGAAACAUGAGUUGCCCCUUUCUGAUCUUAUAAAACCAUGCAACUUCGUAAGUCCCUUGCAGUAGAGUAAUGGGUGGAUGCCUUUCUUCACAUAAAUAGCCAACGCCUGUGUGGACUUCAUGGUAUGGGUGAUACUGUUCCCGUACUGCUUGUGGUAUACCACUCUUCCAGGCACCAUGUCAUUUAAAACUGUUGCUGAUAACCAUUGUAGUUAAAUGCUUGACAGCCUAUCCACUACUGGCAAGUUGGAAGCCUCAGAAGUAUUCCUAUGAAAGAUGGCUGCAUGAUGUAACAAAAUUAAAUUGCUGGGGUUGUUAAAAUCACUUGAGAGGUAACUUGCAAGCGCUGGUUGUGAACACCCAUUUUUACAGGGCUUGCAGCGUCCUCCUCCAAGUGUUUACUCAGAAGUAAAUCCUACUUUGUUCAAGCCCACCUACUGCUAAAUAAGUGUCUAUAGAAUUGAGUUGUCAAUCCUGUAAAUCGUCCAGUCCUUUCUGCCUAUAACCAGGGAGCCCUGCUUUGUACAGGGACCAAUUCUGCUGAGUUACAGCUUAUUGUAUGCUUGUCUGUGUGAGGCCUGACCUUUCAGUAUGGUACAUGAAGAAGUAGAGGCUUGUUUUCUAGCUUACCGGUAUAUGCAAAAGCAAGGUUUCUGAGCUCCCUUUAUUCUGUUAGUGAAUUUGUUAUGAAUGCAUCAUAAAGAAUUAAUGAGGGAAUUCUAAUAUGCAGAUAACUUUUCUUCAAAGUCUUCUUUAUCAGAUGAAAUAUUCCAUUCACAGGUUGAAAUAUUCUUCAGGAACUUUACCCACUAGUUUACAUUAAUAUCUCUAACAGCUGACAUUGGUUAACAUCUUGUAUUUUUGUAUUAUUUGUAAAAUACAUUACUAUAAGGAGGUAAAAACUCCCCCUUUUUAAGAACCUAUGCUUUAAUUCAGCAUUUUUAUGACAGCUGUGUAUAAAUGCAUUCAAAAUUCAAAUGGUUUAUACAGGGGAAAUCAUGUUUAUUCAGGAGCUGAAUCUUUUUAAAUUAUUGUGAGACUCAAAAUAAAAACUGCACAACUAUGCUUUGACAGAUAUUGAAUGUCUGUCAUUUUAAGGGGGAUAAAGCAUUAUUCAAGAACAGAAAUAGCAAGUGCCCCACUUCCUGAAUCAGUAUCCUUCCUGAGGCAGGUUGGGGAAAUCCUGAGCAUCUGAGGUGACAGAGACUGGAAAUGCUGCAGAGGCCCUGGAAAAAGGAUGCUUCUUUCAGUCUUCUCUCUUUCUCCUCCUUUUCCUUCCCUUUUCCUUCCCCAGUUUGGUACUCUGAACAACACCUGUGGGAAUAAUAGGACUAAUGCCUGCUAUUGCUGCACCAUCACUAGCCUCUAAAGUUUGAUAUCACUGAACAUCACACAGGACUGAAAAAUUAAAUUAUUCUCUCCAGUCAAUUCACUUUAUCCUAGUAUAAGAGAUUAUAAAACUCUCAUUCCCUCACCUCCAUGGCUCUUACACACUUUCCUUUAAAAAAUGCAGGAUUCAAUACAGUACUCACCCUGAACACAUUGUAACAAUACAAAAGCCCAAUAUAGUUAUUUGGUCACUGUCCUUGUGUUUCAUUGAAAAAGAUCACAUGGUGUUAAUCUGUUUAAAACUAGUGGAACAGAGGCUUGGUUCUCACCUUGAAAAACAUUGCUCUCCUGCCUUUUAACAUGAAAAUCAGCUAAACCAAACUGCCUGCUGAAUCUGGGAUCUUUCUCCAAGUCCUGGAAUGUCUGGAGGAUAAAGAUAAACUGCUGAGAAGGCACACCACUUCACCCUCCUGCUUCCCAUUUCAUUCUUUAAAAAAAAAAAUCUUCAUUCAGUCCCUUUCUGCAUUAUGAUUCCACUUUAUGGGAGGGUUAUUCUCAUUCUCUGUUUCUUAGACCUUGUCCUGUAGACGGGAACGGGGGAAGGAGCCCAGGCGUGGCAACACAUUCCCAGGCCCCUGCAGGACCACCAUGGCUUAUGAUGACUCCAAGAAAAAAGAAGGUAGGAUUGUUUCAUAGUCUGAGAGGUGUUACGAGGAAAGUACAACCCCCCCCCCCAGUCCGUGGAGUGAGAGACUAAGAAAGAAAGCCAGUGUCCUGCAUGGAUUGGGUUUCUGCAGCAUUCCAGAUCCCUCCCUUGUACUCAGAAAGUUAAGUGUACCUGGAUUGAAACAUGAGUCUCACAAGCUCCAAAGUGCUGAUUAAUUUUUAUCAGGCUUGGCAACAAGCAACACUUCCUAACCCUUGUCAGCUCCGUAGAAUUAUAAUUGGAUUGGGGACUGGAUCCAGACCUUCAACACAGCACAACACAGAUGCCUAGGUCCUCAUUUGGCUGAGAAGCCUUUUCAGUUCUUGCUAUCCAAGGGGGGGGGAACCCAAGAGUAGGAAUAAAACUUCAGCCUUUGAUACGGCAGCCUAAAGCAUUUCCCUAAAGGUUUGGGGCAGUGCUUUACAGUAGUGAGUAGAUUGUGUGUAUGUGUGUGUAUGUGACUGCUUGCUUCCUCUUGUGUAUUGUGUUUUAUCUUUGGCCACAGUGACAGUUGUGAGAGCGUGCCUUGAUUAUUUCUGACCACGCCAGUGUUUCCUCCUUCAGACUGCUUAGAGAGUGACCGAAUUGAUGGCGUGGGACUAGUAGCUGGCAGAACCCAGCGAGAAAAGAAACGUUCCUACAAGGACCUGCUUCGAGAAGAGGAGGAGAUAGCUGCUCAGGUCAGGAAGAAUUCACAGAAGAGGCUGAAGGUGAGAGAGUCUGAGAAGAGAAUGAGAAAAGCUUGUCAGUCCAACUUUGCCUCUCCCAGCCCAAUUUGAACUGCUCUGUUGGUAGUAAAUGCCACAUUAAGAGAAAUGAGAGAACAAGAUUCUUGGGGUUAUAGAAACAGAUGUAGAAGUCAUACUAUUUCCCUAUUUUAGAAAGUUCAAUAAAAUGGUAUCCCCUUCUAAAAACUAGGAUGAGAUGAAUGUAACUUUUUAUCAUCCACUCAUCUUAAACUGCUGUUUGAAUUAGAGAUUGAAUGAUCAUUACAGAAUAGAAAUUAUUCUUUUGGAUACAUAGGUCAUCAUUAUAUAUAUUUUUUUAUAUAUAAAUAUUUAUUAAAGUUUUCACAAUAUUACAUAAUGAAAAAGAAAAAAGAAAAAAUACAAAAUAAAAAACAGUUAAAAACAAUUCCAUCUUUUUGUCACUUAUCUUUCAUUUGCUUGUUUCCCGGACCUCCUCAUACCUCCCUUUUUGUAUUCCAGUUCAAUUUAUUAGUUCAGCAAUUCCUUUCCCUCCUUAUUUUAUCCUGAUCCUUAAUCUUAAUAUAUUAUAGCAUUAAAUUUUUACCUGUUAAAAAUCCAAUUCUUUCAUAUUCUUUUAUACCAUUACAGCUAGAAACCACUUAACUUCAAUCCAACAUCAUUCUAACAUUCGUUAAUUUUGCAAUAUUUCUGUAAAUAGUCUUUAAAUUUCUUCCAAUCUUCUUCCACCGACUCUUCUCCCUGGUCUCGGAUUCUGCCAGUCAUUUCCGCCAAUUCCAUAUAGUCCAUCACCUUCAUCUGCCAUUCUUCCAGAGUGGGUAGAUCUUGUGUCUUCCAGUACUUUGCAAUGAGUAUUCUUGCUGCUGUUGUGGCAUACAUAAAAAAAGUUCUGUCCUUCUUUAACACCGAUUGGCCGACUAUGCCCAGGAGAAAGGCCUCUGGUUUCUUCAAGAAGGUAUAUUUAAAUACCUUUUUCAAUUCAUUAUAUAUCAUCUCCCAGAAAGCCUUAAUCCUUGGGCACGUCCACCAAAGGUGAAAGAAUGUACCUUCAGUUUCCUUACAUUUCCAACAUUUAUUAUCGGGCAAAUGGUAGAUUUUUGCAAGCUUGACUGGUGUCAUGUACCACCUGUAUAUCAUUUUCAUAAUAUUCUCUCUUAAGGCAUUACAUGCCGUAAACUUCAUACCUGUGGUCCAUAACUGUUCCCAGUCAGCCAUCAUUAUGUUAUAUCCAACAUCUUGUGCCCAUUUAAUCAUAGCAGAUUUCACCGUUUCAUCCUGAGUAUUCCAUUUCAACAGCAAGUUAUACAUCUUUGACAAAAUCUUAGUUUUGGGUUCUAACAAUUCUGUUUCUAAUUUUGAUUUUUCCACCUGGAAGCUGAUUUUCUUAUCCAAAUUGUAUGCCUCCAUUAUCUGAUAAUAAUGAAGCCAGUCUCGCACUUUGUUUUUUAGUUUUUCAAAACUCUGCAAUUUCAAUCUAUCUCCAUCUUGUUCCAAAAUUUCCCAAUAUUUCGGCCAUUUGGCCUCCAUAUUGAGCUUUUUCAGAGCUUUCGCUUCCAUCGGUGACAGCCACCUUGGGGUUUUAUUUUCCAAUAAGUCCUUGUAUCUUAUCCAAACAUUAAACAAUGCUUUCCUGACAAUAUGGUUUUUAAAUGCUUUAUGUGCUUUGACCUUAUCGUACCACAGAUAUGCAUGCCAUCCAAAUACAUUGUUAAAACCUUCUAGAUCCAAAAUGUCAGUGUUUUCAAGAAGCAGCCAUUCUUUCAACCAGCAAAAAGCUGCUGAUUCAUAGUAAAGUUUAAAGUCUGGCAGGGCAAAUCCACCUCUUUCCUUUGCAUCUGUUAAUAUUUUAAAUUUUAUUCUAGGCUUCUUGCCCUGCCAGACAAAUCUAGAAAUAUCUCUCUGCCACCUCUUGAAACAGUCCAUUUUGUCCACAAUUUGCAAUGUUUGAAACAAAAACAACAUUCUAGGCAAUACAUUCAUUUUUACCGCAGCAAUACGACCCAGCAGUGAAAGCUUCAAAUUUGACCAAAUUUCUAAAUCUUUUUUCACUUCAGCCCAGCAUUUUUCAUAGUUGUCUUCAAAUAAAUUCCCAUUUUUUUGCUGUCAUGUUAAUCCCCAGGUAUUUAACUUUCUUAACCACUGUUAAACCUGUCUCAUUCUGAAACCUCUCUCUCUCCAUUGGUGUUAAAUUUUCUCUAAAACCUUAGUCUUUAACUUAUUCAAUUUAAAUCCUGCAACUUGACCAAAUUCUUGGAUCAGUUCUAAAACCCUUUUGGUACUAGAUUCUGGCUCCUGUAACGUCAAUACUAAGUCAUCUGCAAAUGCUCUCAAUUUGUACUGUUUGGUUCCGACCUGUAUACCUUUAACCAACUGGUCCCUUCUUAUCAUAUUCAACAGAACCUCCAGGACCGAUAUAAAAAGCAAUGGGGAGAUUGGGCAACCUUGUCGUGUCCCUUUUUCUAUCUUAAAUUCUUCCGUCACCACAUUAUUUACAAUUAAUUUAGCCUUUUGUUCAGAAUAUAUUGCACUUAUCAUAGGUCAUCAUUAUAUUGUUGCAGGAUGCAAACUGAUAUGUUGUUGUUUGCCUGAUUCUGCAGGUAGCCUGAAAAAUAAUGAGGUGUGAUCUACCUCAUUCAAUUCCCUGGGGAUGUUAACACAGACAGCUUUUCCUCAAAACAUUUCCUUUGACCUGAAAUCUCUCCUAUUAGUCUAGAGGUGAUUAUUGAGCUUUGCUUUUGUUUUUUUUCUAAAUCUUCAGCUUGGAAAAGUUGUUUUCCGCUCUUAAACAGGGAAUUUCUGCUUUCUCUUGAGAAUAUCAUUUCUAAAAUUCACAUGGCAACUCAGACCAUCUUCUGUUUCAAAGCACAGAAAUGCCAUGCCAUAGAGAGCAUAUUUGUUAGCUAAUGUGACGUCUAUGAUCAUCUGUAUUAGAAAGUAAUAUGUAUAUGCCUUCAUUACUUGGUUCUUUUUCUUUCUAAAGUGCUGUUAUCUUCUUUUGCAGGAAAGUGACAUUUUCUUGCUGGGGACAGACACUUAUAAGAAGAAGAGGAAGCACUCCAAUGAGUACUAUUACAGAGGUAAGAGUGGAAGCAACAUAGGAAGGGAUAUGACAAAGGAGAAAAGUUGAGCAGUGAUUUUAAGGUUCAAUUUGUACUUCUAAGGUUCUGCCAAUAGGCUUUGUGCUUCCUGGAGGUAAAGUGAGAGGCCAGGUCUUUUUCCACAAAGCUUCCAUUCUAAAGAUAGAGAAGGGAGAGGCCAAUCAGUGAAAGGGAGGCAGCUGUAUAUAUUGCAUAUUCACUUUGACAGCUAAUUUAUUUUCAUUUACUUAUAAAAAUAUUUAUAUACCACUGUUCAUAAAUAGCAUCAGAGUAGCUUACAACAGUCACACAUAAAACCAUACAAUAAACAACAAAUAAAAUUUAAAAGUCAGAAAUCAGCUAACUGUUAUGGAAAUAGGCAUUCUGAAUUGCUUGAAUAAGCCUUGUUGAAUAGAAAGGUUUUCAGCAGGCAUUUAAAGGUUGAAACGGAAGGUGCUGAUAAAUCUAUUGGCAGAGUAUUCCACAGGGCUCGGUCGAGGCUUGGUUUUGUAUUGCUGUCAAAUAAGCCUCACCAACUUAUUUGUAAGUCGACUUUCAUACCUGGCCUCCCAUCACAGGUGUCACUGGCUUACCAAUAGGAGAAGAGGCAAGAUCAGCUGUCAGUGUGUUUGUUUAUCACUGCCACCUCCCCUCUCCCAGAACAUUGCACUGACACCACUCACAGGUCAGGUAAGAGCUGCCAACCAUUACUGAAUACACCAGAAACAAAACAGCCUCUUAAAAACCAAUGUGUCCUUAUAUUUCAGCCUCACCAAUUGGCCUCACUGAUUUAUAAACCAAAAUUGAUUUACUGUAGGAUAGCUUCACCCGGACAUGAGGCCCCGAAGUUAUGACGGUGUGCAAGUGAAGAUGCCCUUGUUGUUGGGUAUACUUCCAUUGAUCCUUCUUCUCUGAACUCUUUCAGAACUUUCUUCAUUUGAGUUAUCCCUGCCUUUGGAAUCGUCUGCAAAGAAGAGGAAAAAAGUAGUGACAAGCCCACCCUCUGCUGACACUGCCAUGGAUCUGCUUAAGGCCAUCACCUCGCCUUUGGCCACAAGCUCCAAGUCCUCGAAGAAAACAUCUGAAAAGUCAUCUCAUUCUUCACUCUCUGCCUCUGGCCAUUCAGAAGGCAAGAAGGAACACCACAAGAAAAAACUGAGUGGCAGUAGCAGUGACCUGUCCUUGGAUGAAAGUACUUUCCACAAGUCCAAAAAGGUGAAGCCCCCCUAUGUGAACACUGAAAUGUUGACCUUGCGUGAACCUGAUGGCUUAAAGAUGAAACUCAUCCUCUCACCGAAGGAGAAGGGGGGAAGCACAACGGAGGAGCCCUUUCCACAUCCGUCAGCCACAAAGAAAUCCUCUAAGAAGUCAGCUCGGGACGAGCAGGGAUCAUUUCUCCCAAGUCAUGAUUCGCACGGCUUUUCGAAAUCAUCCCGAAAGAAGCACAAACCACUGGAGAAGGAGCCGCAUCCCUCUCCAGCCGCUGAGAGCUUUAGCCCAGACACACCCCUCUUCCCUGAAGGCCAAAGCAGUGAAUUUGAGCUUUCAAGCCUGGAACCACAAGCGGAAUCAGGUUCCUCCUCUGGAGGUGAACUGGAAGCUGGAGAGCUAGUAAUUGAUGAUUCGUACCGGGAGAUAAAGAAGAAGAAGAAAUCAAAGAAGAGCAAAAAGAAGAAGGACAAGGAGAAACACAAGGAAAAGAAGCAUUCCAAAUCCAAGAAGAGUUCUGGGCUUUCUGGGCUUUCCUCUUCACUGGCAGCAGCAGAAGUAACAGCUCCACUCCCAGUCUCUCCAACCAGUGCGCAGUUUGCCGUUCCUGCCCCUCCUCCUCCACCACCUCCACCGCCACCUGUAUUCCAUACAGAUGGCCAGAGUGAGAAGAAGAAGAAGAAAGAAGAAAAGGAGAAGGUUGAAAAAAUGGACAAAGAAAAGGUAAAAAGGAAAAAGUGGCAGCACAAGUGGGUGAUUAGAAAUGCUGAGGACUGUUGUUCCCAAAAUAGAGGGCUCUAGACUGUUCUUUGCAGUUUUGUUAGUUAACUUCAGAAAUAGGAACCAAAUAUAUAAAUUAUCUUGAUUGUUGUCUUUCUGAACUGCAGAUAAGCAAAAACACUCUAAAGGAGUACACUUCUCCCCCCCCCCAAGGUGUUUAACAUUGAAACAAAUUGGUUUCUGCUUUAGAAAUAUUUAGGUAAAAGUAGCUGGCAGAAGUAGCUAUUUUAUUCAUUGAUGGCAGCCCUGUACUGCCCAGUAGCUGAAGCUCUUUGAGUCAUGUAUAUAAACAUUGAUAAAAUACAGUGAGAAUAGCAAAACAAUUACAGAAUAAAAUAAGAAACUUUAAAAUUGCAGUAUAAAACACCACACCAGAUAAAAAUCAAUAAAAGUUAAAUACAAAUAGGCAUUGAAACUUUUAAAAUCAAAACCUCAAAAUGCACAAAAAACCAGUGUGGAUAAAAAAUCUACAUUUGUAAUAAAUCAGGGGUUUUUUGUUUACACUGCAUUUUAAAAAAAAUAUCUCUACUGUGUUUCUCUUCAAUAAGAACUAUAACUAAAUAAUAAUAACUAAUAAUGACUAAGCCUGAUAGAAGCAUGAUAGCCCUACACAGUGUUAGAAACAGAUAUGAAAGCUAUGAACUAAAUGGCACCUUAAACCUAGGUUAUAGGUGCAACAACGGAAUGUCUAGGUUUGCUUUUUUAAUAACAAUAAUACAAAGCUGAAAAUGAAUGAACUGCAACUAAAAUAUUAUGUUCAUUUUUCACAUGGCUUAGUCCUUCCCCUGCCCACCGCCCUAAUAUUCUUAAGAGGGUCUCUUCUCCGGUCUUCAGAAAGUAGCUGGAAGUGGGGAGGCAGAAAAAGGUCCUCCUUUCUUUCCACUUUGCAGUUUUAAUCUGAAAUCUUAGGCUCAGUACUGCGCCCAGAACUCAGAAGCUGCUCGCUCUAAUGAAAUUCCCUGUCGCAAAAUGCAACUAGAACAAUGGGAGUUUCGAACACUGGCCCUACAGUAAACGUCUAAAUUAAAUCAAUGUCUCUACCAGAUACAGGAUGCUGUCCAACUAAGUUAUGCAGAGUAUACCCAUGGAAAUUAAUAAUACUAAGUUAUGAUGUAGUGAGAUAUAGCCCACACUGAGUUUGAAAAAAAGCUUUUAUGUAAAUGAAAAACCAAUUGGAUCCUUUCUGCAAUAUGAAUAUGUAUACUCUACCUGCCAAACAUAGGCAUAUCAAUUUAACCUAAUGAAAAUAAAUUGCUGUAGUCUGCCCAGUACCUUUCAGACGUCUACCUAUCAAGGUAAGAGUGAAGCAGAGAAGAUCCAUACUGGAAAGAAGAGAAAACAAAAAUGCCCACUGUGCAGUAUAUCCCCAUACUUAACUUUGUUUGUAUACUGUUAUGGGGCUUAUUGUAAGAAAGACCCAAUAUCAGUCAAUCAGUUAUUUUACUUGUAUGCUGCCUUUCUAAAGUUAAACCACACUCAAGCCAUGGUUUACAACAUAUAAAAAAUUACUGGCAAAAGUAGUCAUAAGCCGUAAACAAGACAUCAAAAAGUACACAACCAAAUGGAACCAUUUCCACAUAACUCAUAAGAUACAAAAUAAAGAUACAAAAAAUUAACAGCAACACUCCCCCCCCAAAAAAAACCCCCCACUUAAACAAUGCCUCAGUCCAAGAUUCUGUUCAGCAGCCUCAGCUUUUGUAGCAGGAGUCAGUCACAGCCCUGUCCUCCCAGGCCAGGUAGAGAAAGGCCUGCAAGGCAGGGAGCAAGUCUUCCAGGACUCAUAGCCAAGAUGGUCUAUAUGGGAAGGGGUUAAAUACAUUCUAGCUGUCAGUAGAGAAGGAACAGUGCAACAAAGCGAUGCAAGGCCUAGUUGUAAGAAAGAAAGAGUGGUUUAAAUGGUAUUGUUUAUGACUGCCGCAGCUAGAGUAGUAUAUCAAAAAAAAUGAAAGAAAGAGAUACAAAAGAAAUUUGGCAGAAUAAAUUGAUAGAAUACACAGAAUUAGUAACUGUGAAAUUAAGAAAUAAGGAUGAGUCACAGAUAAGAUGGGUGGAAGUGCUUUGAAGAGUAUCUUAGAGGGUAUAAUAGUCAAUUUAACCUACAAGUAGGAAUGAACACAUAUGAGCAGCAAAUAACACUAAUUAAAGGAAGACACACACUAACUAAAGGAAUGGGUGGAAUAAUAGAAUAUGCAGCUGACAAAAGACUACCAAGAAUGCCAUGGAGAGAGAUGGACUGGAAAGUCUGAAGAUAAGAGAUAAAUGAUGAAUAUUGUAUGAUGUAUAUAUAAGUUGUAAAAAUGCAUUAAAAAUAGUAACAACAAAUGGUAUUGCUUAGUUGUAAAUUAACAUGUGUUAAUAGUCAGAUUCCCACCAUUGUUUAGGAAAUAGGAAGAAGUAUCAGUAGGAAACUUGGUUUAAAUCAGACUUACAUUGACUUUUUUCCUUUUUGAUAUAAAUAACCUUGAUGCUAAGCAAUCUACUGAUUAAAAAUCCAUUAAAAAGCAUGGGAAAAUAAAAGAGUACUUGCCUGGUACUGAAAAGGUUACCAAGUAUGCACCAGACAUGCCUUUUUGAGAAAGAUGAUGCAGUACUGCCACAGAGAAUAUCUUCUCUUUCAUAUCCAUCCUCUGGGUCUCAUUUGGCACUACAACUCAGAGAGGUCUCCAACAAUGACCUCAAGGACUGAGUAUGAAUAUAAGUAGCUAGAUAACAUACAUCAUACAAAAAGUCAGCUUGAAAUUAACCCACUCCUAACUUGUCUAAGAGAAUGCACCAGGAGAUUAUUUUCUUUGGGGAUUUCUAAAGGAGCUUGAAUAUUUUACAACAUAAACUUCUUGCUUUCUUUUUCCUCUUCCUGAUUAGCCAAAGAAGAAGAACAUGUCUGCCUACCAAGUAUUCUGUAAAGAGUAUCGUGUGAACAUUGUGGCUGAGCAUCCAGGAAUAGGUAAUAGAAGUGUCCGGCAAGGUUUGGGAGAUACCCAGUUGUGGCAUCCCGCUUGGACACACUGCACUUCACUUUCUCUCUUUCCCCCUGCAGCCCACCUGUAUACCCCCAAAAUCUGUUCCAAAGAAUUGGGGGACCUUUUGGAAAGGAGAGGCAGGGGAGAGAUAGGUAGGGGAAUGCCUGACAUCUUUACUGGCAUGAUGUUGGAUCCUGCCCACUGGGCCACUGCAAAACAAAAGCACAAGCUGCGGAGAAGAAAUGUUUAAAUGUUUGAAAGAACUCUGUCUGCUCCAGCGAAGGCUCUGUGUUCCCAUUAUGAAUCUGGGCGAUACACUUUUUCAGAAAGCAUAUAACCAAUCAUUCUGGGCCGUCUCUUUGGUAUUAAAGUGGCAGCAGAAAUAAAAAUGGCACUAAGGGUUGUAAUGCAAAUGCCAUUCUUCACUACUUGGUCAAGGUGUGAUUAUCAAGCAGGGCAUUCAAAAGUCCUUUACUCAGGCUCUUUCAAAGGAUUCAAGAUGGCUCUGUGCACAUGACUUUUGGAGCUUGGGGAGUCUAGAUCAGCAUACUUGUCUCCUCUGCAGAACCCCAUGUAAAGGGACUGAAGGGUGUGGUUUUUCCAAACUUAAGAAACACAACCAUAUCAGACCUCCAGAUCCCUGUUAGAAAUGGGCAAUUGUGGCUUAUGUCAUAAACCAAAAAUGAUUAGCACCCUUGUUAGGAACAAACAUGUUAGCAUUUAAAUUGUGAAUACUAGGAGGGUAGGCAGACAUACAAUAUUUUUUCUCUGGGUAGAUGACAGGAUAAAAUGCCACAUAUAUGCAUAGCAGUAGAAAUUACCUUCCAUUCUGCUGUCACAUAUACUCCCAAGCAUAGAAUUCUGAAUUUCUUGGCUCCUGCUCCUUUCCACUUUUUGUCCCAAGUCCUGACCAUAUAACAUGCAUUACAACAUUGUGUGGGAUGGACUAGACCAGCCACUAAUGUAAGGGAGCUUUAAAAAGGGGAUUAGACAAAUUCAUAGAGAAUAAGGCUACUUUUCAUGAUGGCUAUGUGAUACCUCCAGAAUCAGUAUACCUCUAAAUAUUGUUCAUUGGGGAACAAAAGUGGGAGUGGUGCUGCACUCAUGUUCUCCUAGUGGGCUUUCCAUAGACAUGUAGUUGGCUCCUGUGGGGAAAAGUGGUGGGCUAGCUAGGUCUCUGGUGUGUUCCAGCAGGGCUCUUCUUAUGUUCUUGCUCAAAUUCCUCACUGUGAUAUAUUUGCAACUGUUCCAUAGAUUGUUUUUCCAUGUAUGCAGGCAAUAAUGAGAUAUUUUAGCGUCAUAUGUGUUGUAAACAAUGUGUCCUAUAAUGGUUCAAGUAGUUAACUGAAUGUACAUAGAAAAUCUCUGCUUUUCUCUGAAUGGCUUACUUUCUCUGAUUUCCCAUUAGAUUUUGGUGAUCUGAGCAAAAAGCUGGCAGAAGUUUGGAAGCAGCUUCCGGAGAAAGAUAAGCUGGUAAAUAUCUGAUAAACAUUUGUACAGAAAAUGAUACGUGUAGGCAGAAAACUGACUUGGUCCUGGAAUACUGCCACCAUGGUUCUUGUAUUUAUUACCUUCCAAAUCUGUGUAUUGCAUAUCACCUACCCCUGCUUGUGAAUGGGAAAUGUUCGGUAUUGAUUCAUUCAUUCUCUCUCUCUCUCUCUCUCUCUCUCUCACACACACACACACACACACACACACACACACGGCCAGACAUCCUGCUUUACAAUUGCUCCAUCUGUGUGGUUGGACAGCUGAUGUUGCCUUUUUUAACACUAGUUUUGUUUUCCCUAUUCUUUUCAGGUUUGGAAGCAGAAGGCGCAGUAUUUGCAACACAAGCAGAAUAAAGCAGAGGCUACAACAGUGAAGAGGAAAGCAACCUCAUCAGAGGGUGCACCAAAACUGAAAGGUAACCUCUAUAUUCCACUGUUUCUUACAUACCAUUCUUAAAAUGAGGCUGUUCAAGUGUAAGACGAGGGUGUCUGCCAGUCCAUUAUGAGUGUGUGUGUAAUCCAGGAUCUUCAAAGAUCAUCAGUAUUUAUCCCACACAGCUUUAGAUGGCAGACCCUCCAUGUUGCUUUAUGCAGAUGGCAUUCCCUUUGUAUCUUUAUCCAUGCAUAGUAUGAGGGACCCUUUUAAGAUUUUGAAUUCUUUUCAUUUUGAAAAAAAAAGAACAUCUACCUUUGAUCUAUGCUAAAACAAAACUUAUUUUGCUUGAUAAAAGGCCUAGGCAACAUACACAGACAAUAAUUCUAUAGUGGUACCUCGGGUUACAAACACCUUGGGUUACAAACACUUAAGGUUACAAACUCUGCUAACCCAGAAGUAGUACCUCGGGUUAAGAACUUUGCCCCAGGAUAAGAACAGAAAUCAGCGGCGGCAGCGGGGGGCCCCAUUAGCUAAAGUGGAACCUCAAGUUAAGAACGGUUUCAAGUUAAGAAUGGACCUCCAGAACAAAUAAAGUUCUUAACCCGAGGUACCACUGUAAUUUGGAAUACUUUAAGGACUUACAAUAUUUAGGAAUGCAGUUUAAUGAAAAUCAUACCUGGGUAUCCACAGGACUUCCAAACCUAUAAGUAAAGCCAUAUUAAACUAUGCUUGCUUUCAGGAGUUAAUCUAAGAUCUGCACUUAAAUUAUCUUUCUGGGGAAAGUUAUUCCACGUGUGGUAUAUGGUACAGAAUAUAAAGCUGCUCAAAAAAUGCUGUUGGAGCAAAUUCCCAAUAGAUCUGUACAAAUUAGGCCAACAAUGUGAAACCUGAAUAAUUAAGGACAGACUGAUUCUCAGUUUCCUUAAGGCUAUGGCUACUGUAGCUGCAAAACAAUUGAACACGUUUUUGUUUCAACAAGCUUCUCUCUCUGGAUGAAAAGGUGUAAAAACAGUAAAAAAUGAAUACCUAUCUUUUGCUAUUUGUACUAUUUUGAAAACUAUUUUUUAGCUGUUUUGUGGUAUGUUUGUGAAUCAGCUAGAGCCAAAUGUAAGAGAUGAUUCAUAAAUAAAUAAAACAGCAUUAAAAAUAAAGUAAGUUAAAGAAAUAGUGUGGGCUGAACUUCUAUGGCCAUACAGUUUGGCUAUGUAAACUGUGCAGUUGAUGCAGAGUUUUCAUAAUAUGGAAAAUGCAGAAAUAAUUUUUUUACUUUCUGUUGUCAGCUUCUCUAACAGGGGCACUUUCGCCCCAUAAGAAGUCUCCAUCUAGCACUGUAGUGCUGUCUGCAUCACCUGUCAAAGUUCCUGAAACGGAUCCCAUAGAUGUAGCUGCACAUCUGCAAUUGCUGGGUGAAUCGCUAAGUCUUAUUGGCCACAGGCUACAGGAGACAGAGGUAGGUGCAGGAACCUUCGCACACAAAUGUAGUCAUUUCAUUUUUAAACAACAGAGCUAUUUUAGUAACAAAGUUCAGAUAACUAAUUGGAAUAAGCUGAAUUGAACAAGUUUGCCUGUUCUGCAUACUGCAUUCAGUGCCACAUUGAACGAACUUUAUUUGCUCCAAGGGCUCUUAUUUGUGUACAGUCAUACUUCGUGUUACAUUUGCUUCAUGUUGCGGCUUUUCAGGUUACGAACGCGGCAAACCCGGAAUUGUUUACUUCCGGGUUCGCAGCACGCGUGAAGCGAUCUGCGCUCUAUCGCACACACGCAGUAGCGACACUCUACUUACGGACUUUUUGGGGUGCGAAUUGUGUUUGUAAGUAGAGGUACCACUGUAUCAAGACUCCACUUUUGCAGGUUAAUCAAGCUUCAUUCCUGAGUUGCCAUCAUUAAAAAAAAAAUCUCAUGGUUUCCAAUUCUAUAAAUAUAUAGAUAUUUGGUUGAACUAAGGUUUAUAUAUAUAUAAAGCAGAAUAAAUGUUUUCCAAAAUACAUAUAAGACACAGCUCUUGCUUGGCUACUGCUGUGUUUGAGGGAUUAGAUGGAAACUGUUGAUCACAUUAGUCUAUUAUACAAACUACCCGCAGCCAUUUCAUGGCAUCAUUCUGGGAUGACUGCCUGUGCAGAACAAGAUGACACGCCCUGCAUUACUGCUAAUGACAUUAAAUUAAAAUGCCCAAAUGGGGAUUUUGGCAGCUACCCAAACAGUUUGCCCUGAAAUGAUGAAUCCAUUAAGAGUGAAAAGCUCUUGCAUUGUAAAGUAGCAUGAAGUAACAAUCCACCCAAAUUGAUUUUACCCUCAUUUACUAGUUUAACUACAUUUUGUGUCUGGGUAUACAAUUCCUGAGUACAUUUCCCUUUAUUCGUAUUCUUUAUUUAUUUACUUUUUGCUUUCAGGUGAUUUUUUUGUUUCCAACUUUGUUUAUAUGACUUACUUCUGCUACAGUCAGGCUCUGUUUCUGGGCUUCCCAUGGGUAUGUGGUUGGACACUGAAUAGAGACCAGAAUGGUCUGAUUCAGCAGGCUCCUCUUAUGUUCUUAGUAGAAGACGGGUUUCCCCAAAGUUAUGUCUCUAGCAGUUUUUGGACUACAAUUCUCAUCAUCACUGGUCCUGCUAGCUAGGGAUGGUGGGAGUUGUAGACCAAAAAGCAAACAAACAGCUGGAUACCCAAGUUUGGGAAACCCUGCUAAGAUAUGAAACUGAGAUCUAUUGCCUCUGAACAUGGAUGUUUAACAGCCCAGGGGUGUGGAUCCUUAAGCCCAGGGGCCAAAUGCAACCCUCCAGUCCUGUCCGUGAAUCUUGGGACUCUCCCCAGCCAUACACCCUCUUCCCCAGCGAUGCCUCUCGCCAGCCCUGCUUGAUAGACUUCUUGCUUGUUUUUGUCUGGCUGGAAUGAGUCCUUGAACUCUGAUAAGGACUUUUGCAUCCUGGAUGGGCCCUCGAAGGGGGUGUCAAAAAAACCAGCCUCUUGUACAGAGAUAAGAUUUACAUUAAUUGUUCUGCCCUUUACUAGAAUGUGUCCCCUGCCCCUCCCUGAACAGAAAGAAGCCCUUGAGCUGGAAAGGCUUUCCAACCCCUCAUAUAGCCAUUAAUUUGUGUCUUGUAGUCAUGAUGACUAUAUGGAAGCUCCAGGUACAGUGCACAGCAGGACAGCAGCAGCACAUCAAACAUUUAAGCAUCACAGUAAGGAAGUACAGGGUGGGAGCACAUUACUGGCAUCUUGCGCAAAGCUGCUUUGUCAUCUGCUGUGUUCCCAUAUUUAUCAUUCUGCCUGGUGCUUUAAACAUAGGGCACAGGGUUGCAGCCAUGGUGUGUUGAGUAGAAGUGGCCAGAAAUAACUUCAAAAAUGAGAAAGUAUAUCUUCCAUCUCUGUUCUUUCAUUCCUGCAUUUGAGCUUCAUCUUUGCUAAGGGAAGAGCACUGUUAGAAUUCUUGCUCCAUGAUUGCAGUCAUGGGAUUGUUGUCUUUCACAUGACGGUGUAUGUUUUGACUCCACAGAGUGGGAAGUGAUGGAGACAGGAUGUUUGUGUUACUGUGUUCCAUGAAGUGGGACUAUUGUCCUUUGUUCUUUUCCUCUUUGCUAUCUGAUGCUAGAGAGAGAGGAAGCCAUGUUGCAGUGCUCCGGGUGUGUUUAUAUGUAAAGUCGAUUAGCCAAAAUGCUGAGUUGCAGAGGUCUGUCACGGAAUUGCGCAGACUCUGCGAAUCCCUAAGUGUCGAUGUCUGUUGGGAUCGGUCGCUGUGAUGUUCAGGCUGAAGAAAGCUUUUGAAGCUCCCGAACGACCAGGAGGGAGAAAACAUGCCAGUUGGGCAUGUGUCUCUGCCAGAGUCCUACUCGAGAGUAGGACGACCUCCUGACAAGCGCUUCAAUAAGCAAAUCACGGUUGCCAGCUCCAUGAGAAUGAGAGAAUCUGUGCUGGGCUUAAGACAAAGAUAACAAACUGACAUCGAGACAAAUCUCUUACUACUACUACUACUUCCUUUUUUCCUUCCCAGGGUAUGGUAGCUGUAUCAGGAAGUUUAUCAGUGCUCCUGGAUUCAAUCAUUUGUGCUCUAGGCCCUUUGGCAUGCCUGACGUCCCAGCUCCCUGAACUAAAUGGCUGCCCCAAACACGUUUUGGUGAGUUCUGUGUUGUUUUGGAAUGCCAAGGUCUCACACUAUUUCUUACAGCUUCCCUCUGCCCAUGAAAGGCAUGGUUUUUGCCAUAAUUGUAGCACAUAUUCAGCACUUUGCUUUAUAUGUAGGAUACUCCUGUGUUAGUACCCCCUUCUCUCACAGCUUAAGGAAUUUAUAGAAAGGAAAUGCUGAUUGAACUUAACAGGAUUCAAGUUGUCUUAUUUUCCAUCUGCCCUUCUGCACAAUCAUGUAUUUUUAGUCCUGGAGUAGCCAGUGUGGUGCCUUCAAGCUGUUGUUGGACUGCAACUCCCAUCAGCCCUAGCAAGCAUGGUCAAUGGUCAGUAACAAUGGAAGUUGUAUUCUUUACAACAUAUGGAGGGUGCAAUACUGGCACCCAUUGGCUGGGUUGAACAUGCAGUUUGUAUGUAAUUUGUUGGUAGUGUCCACAUGUCUUCCUUGUUGCACUUCAGUCCCACCUUUUCCUGUGUUCAAAGCACACUUUAUUUGUAUGUGAGAUGAUGCAAUAUACACUCCAUACCAGAUUUUGUAUUCAUUGUAUAUACAUAGAAUAUUUAGAGGACUAGUGUGGUGUAGUGGUUAAACUGCUGGACUAGGACUUAGGAGUAAAAGGUAAAGGGGCCCCUGACCAUUAGGUCCAGUCGUGGCCGACUCUGGGGUUGCGGCGCUCAUCUCGCUUUAUUGGCCGAGGGAGCUGGCGUACAGCUUCCGGGUCAUGUGGCCAGCAUGACUAAGCCGCUUCUGGCAAACCAGAGCAGCGCACAGAAACGCCGUUUACCUUCCCGCCGGAGCGGUACCUAUUGAUCUACUUGCACUUUGACGUGCUUUUGAACUGCUAGGUUGGCAGGAGCUGGGACCGAGCAACAGGAGCUCACCCCGUCGCGGGGAUUCGAACCGCCAACCUUCUGAUCGGCAAGUCCUAGGCUCCGUGGUUUAACCCCCACCCGUGUCCCUCUAGGACUUAGGAGACCAGGGUUCAAAUCCCAACCCUGCUCUGCACCUCACUGGGUGAUCCUGGGCCAGUCAUAGAAUUGUAUGGACCUGAGCCCUUUCUAGCCACUGUCUCUCAGCCUAACAAUUCUCAGGGAUGUUGUUGUGAUGAUUAAAUGAGAAGGGGCAAAACUAUGUACGCCACCUUGAGCUCAUGGGGGGGAGGAGGUGGGAUAUAAAUAAAUAAUGAUUUUGUUAUCAAAAGAAAGCUUGUGUAAAGUAAAAAAUAAAAAAAGAGGAUAGUGCAUGAGAGGUGGUGGCAGGCUCAAGUUCACCUAAUGAGAAUUGAACCCAAGUCUUCCCCCAUUCUAAACUAACCCUUUAACCAUCACAGCACAUUGGCUGUGGAGCACCUAAUUAUGUGGAGAGUUGCUUCAUUUGUCCCAGGCAGCUGAAAUAUUUAUUAAAGGCUGUUCCUCCUGCAACCUGCUGUUACUAUUUUCUACCAGCAGGCGGCUGUGUUAUGUAAGAACUGCAAUUUUAUAAAAACAUGUCUUGAAUUUAUUUUAAAUAUUCAUAUCCUGCCUUUUCUAGGAUGCUCAAGGCACCUUCCAUGUUAAAAAUUAAAGCACAAUGCAGCAAGCUAAUAAAUUCAGUGCUAAAAAGCAGAAAAUUAGUAAAACUUAAUUCUGAGCAGCAGUCCAGUUUUACUAACCAUGGUGAAUGUUCCAUUGUCCUUUCUUCUCCAGCUUGGAGUUGAGGAAGCAGUGGGGAUCAUCUCUUAAGACUUGCAAUGAGUUUUGGGGGUUACAACAGAAGUACAGAAAGAUAUCUGUUCCCCUUUCCAGUUCCACAGAGGGCUGAGUCUUGCCAUUUUGAGUCUCUGUGAUCAGUAUGAAGCCUUUGGCUCUGGGGGGCGAGGUGACCGUUUUGGCAAUGAGUAGCAAAGUUAAAACACACUGUCAGUGACCCAGUCUUACUGUCUACUCAGACAUGAAUUAGAUAGGACCUAACUGCAAUCUUAGGGGUAGUUUCCUGGGAGUAAACCCCUGCAAGCAUCAUGGAGCUUAUUGCUCAUGUGCUGAAAGUCCUGAGGACCUCAGAUUUUGGUCCAGCUACCAAGACCAGCCAAAUGUUGUGGCCCUGGCUUCUAUAGAAUUGGGUGCCACAAAAUCAUUGGUGCUGAAAUAUUUCUUUAUUGGCUUAGUGACAGCUAUCAAAGCCCAGGGCAAAUGAAAAUAUUCCCCAGUACCUCUGAAAGAUCCACAGGCUUUUGUGCAUCUCCAAAGGAAGCACUCUGUCUACCUUUGUCAUGUCUUUAGGUGUUUGGUUUUUCCUAAGUCAUUUGUUCUGCUGCAUUAAUGUCAAAGGCAUGCUUGGUUUUUUUUUAUAAGAUACUGAUUCAAUUUAAUAUUUCUCUCUCUCCCUCUCUCCCUCUCUCCCCCUGGCCACCUUUCCAGUCAAACACAUUGGACAACAUUGCAUACAUCAUGCCUGGACUCUGACAGGAAAAGGAUAAUGGGAAGUGACGUGCUGCCAAGUAACUGAAGUGUGUACAGAUACACUAUCCUAGUUCUUCCAGAGGACAAUGUAUAUAGGGCUUUGAGUUUUUCUGUCUGUAAUAUAUCAAAUAGAAUUGUAACUAUUUUGCUUGAUUUUACGAAAAGUUUCAACCGUAAUUUGUGGGAAUCGGUUUUGUCUCAGAUUGGAUGUCUCUACAAUUAGAGUUGGGAAAUAUUUUGAUAGAUUAGCCUUAAUAUGGUUGGGUUUGAUUUUUUUUUAAUGAAUUGGUUUUACUUGGAAAAGUCAAGCAAGUUUGGUUGAAGUUUGGUUGGCUUGCAUGUUGUUAAAAUUACGCUGGGAAAGAAAGUUGAGGGGAUAGUGUUUUGCUGAGGGCUUGUGCUGGCACCAGGAAUCCUCAUUAAAUCUUCCAGUUGUAAGUAGGUUGCUAAAUACAGAUUCAGGUGUGGUGAGUGAAUUCUCAAAUUCUUAGGAGAAACAAGGUCUUCUUAAUAUGGAUAAGUAGUAAAUCCUAGUGAAAGCCUGCAUCACUUUUUCACAGGUUGUAACUAAUCAAUGGAUUGUGGUAUUUUAAAACUGUGCUGGGAUAUUCUAAAGAGGAGGAUCUACAAGCCCUACCUUCAACUCCUCCUGAUUUUAGCUAAUUUCUCUUCCCCUCUGCUAUCUCUCUACCCGCACCCCCAGUACCCUUCAAAAACUAGUACCUAAGGUAACACCAUAAAAGACUGAGGGCCGGGGCUCCUCCAGCUCCCUUACAGUUCACAUACUGAUUUAUAAUUGCUUAUCACCAGCAGUGAACUGACGUGGUCCUCCCCUCAUGGUGCUGAAAUGUGUGCUGUAGAGGCAGUGAUUAAGCUGAAAUUUAAGGGCUUUUAGCUGAGAGGAAGACAAUGAGAGGGCAGGUCCUUUAUCCCAGCCACAGGAUUUAGCACUUUGAGUGCCUGUUGCUCUUUGAGGAAGUACUUCUCUCACACCUAGGAUGAAGUGUGGCAUUUUUAACAUGUGUAUUUACAUUUUCAUAUACUGCAUCUGUAGUAGAUUAAUUUAUAUUGUAUAUUUCUGUAUAUAGCUAUAAUGAAAGCAAAAAUUCCCUCCACCAACCAUGUAUGGAAAACGAGAACUAUGUGUUUUUACCUGGAUACCCUGCCAGAAUUGCAUUUUAUCUGCCGUUUUCAAGCAUAGGCUGACAAUGAAGGAAAUAGCGGUGGGAUUUGGAUGGUGGAUGGAAACAAAAAUUGAAAACUUUAUAUUCUGCCCUAAGUUCCCUUGCCACUUGUUAUUUAGAAAACUGAAAAGUGGCAGACAGUGGGAUAAUUUUGGUUCCAGGACUAGCCACAAAUUCCAUGUUCUGUCUUCAGACCCCUAGGGUGGUCUUGGCAGUUUAAAAGCCCCUACCCACAUUCCGCCCAGCUGGCUCAAGCCCAGUAGGAAAUUGACAAUGGCAAUAGAACCACCUUUGCAUUCCACAUACUCCACCCACUUUAGGAUCACAGGCUCAAUGUAUGAAAACUAUUUCUGCCCACUUUUUCCAAACUUCUUGGCAACGUUUUAAUAAAAAAGUUCUCACUUUCUUCACAAGUUUUCCCUAGUUAAUCCCAAGGGGGACAGGCUAGCUGUAUUAGGUGCUAUUCUGUAAACAAGCCCAUGUGCUGGGAGCUAACAUCUUGAUUUUUACAGAGCCUUUUGUGUCUCAAGUAACAUUUGAGUGGUGAAGAGAAUCCAGGCACAAUCACUUUAAACCUAGAUAAUUGUCAGAAACUUCCUUUGAGUCAAACAGUCAAAGGGGCUCUACUUCAGUUCUGCCAUCUGCACUAUGGCAAACUUGACUUUGUAAAAGAUAAAUGUACUGAUGUAUUUUUAUUUAAAAUUUGUAAACAUUUGUAUAAUGUGUGUUGUGUGACAUUUGGUACUGGAGAGCUUUGGAUAUACUCCUCAUACUUUUUUACAUUUGUUAUUUCCUGCCAUGUAGUCCAAAUUGCAUUGUAUAAAUGUUUUGCUAAUGUAUAUAAACUUUUUUAAAAAUCAGAA
Messenger RNA from Podarcis lilfordi (Lilford's wall lizard), 22411 nucleotides. Lineage: Eukaryota; Metazoa; Chordata; Lepidosauria; Squamata; Lacertidae. The record is from the annotation of a GenBank genome assembly.